AUGAUAGCGAGUGAGAGACGGUCUUCUAAUUGCCACCGAGCAGCAACGCUGCCCCCAAUCACGUUUCCAAACAUCACUUUAAGCAUCAAACUUUCCCUCCAGGUCCAACUGGCCCAAUCCAGCCGCGAGUGCGCCGAACUCACCGCCGCCCUGGAGGCCGCCCAGCACGAGCGCGCGCGCGUCGCCGCUGAGCUCAGCAAGCUGAGCGCGGACCGCGAUGACAUCAGCGCGCUGCUCGCGGCGUCGACGGGCGAGGUGGCCGCGCUCAACACGAAGCUGGCGGAAUCCGCCGGAGAGAGCGCAAUGCUGAGCGGAAAGGUCGCGAUGCUGAGCGCGGAGAUUGGGGAGCUGCGGUCCAAGCUGGCGGGGGCAUCCAACGCCAGGCUCGGCAAAGACGCGCGCAUGGCUGCCACGUCAGCACGCAGCUCAGACCUGUUCGCGAAGCUGGCGUCAGCAGACAGCCGCGUGGCGGAGCUCGAGGCGCGACUGGCGGCCGUGGCGCAGCAACUAGAGGCGGAGCGCAGCGGCCACUCCAAGAGCGUCGAGCAGCUGCAGCAGCACGUCAGGAACGUGCGCGAGAGGGCCCAGCACGUGGAGAAGGAGCUGAAGGCCAAGGAGUCGCAGCUGCAGAGCGCGCUUGACGUCAGCCGCUGGGCCGCGCAAUCGGUGGAGUCUCUCCGGGAGGAGCUGACCGCCGUGCUCAGCCGCCGGAUGCCCGACGACCCGCUCGCGUCCGGGGACCAGGAGGUCCGCGAGAUGACCGAGAAAGUCAUCGCGAUGCAGCAAAAGAUGGAGAAGGAGCUGUCGUGGCACAAGACGGCGCUCGAGAACGCGCAGCGGUACCUGGACGGCGGCGAGAAGGCGGCCGGGGAGCAGAGCGGUAUGGACGCACUGCGCAAGGACCUCGCCGAGAAAGUUUGCCAGCUCAACCCCAUCUUCACCAGGGAAGCCCAGAUGGCGGAGGCGCAGUCCCAGAUCCACUCCCUGGGGGAA
Messenger RNA from Klebsormidium nitens, 993 nucleotides. The record is from the annotation of a GenBank genome assembly. Lineage: Eukaryota; Viridiplantae; Streptophyta; Klebsormidiophyceae; Klebsormidiales; Klebsormidiaceae.